Messenger RNA from Seminavis robusta, 3190 nucleotides. Lineage: Eukaryota; Bacillariophyta; Bacillariophyceae; Naviculales; Naviculaceae. The record is from the annotation of a GenBank genome assembly.
UCUUAGGGUUCAAAUGUGCAGCGAGAAAGCAGAAAAGAAAUGAAACUUUGAACCUUCAAGACAAAGAAGACAAAAAGAAGAGGAAAGCCGAGAAAGGAAGUCUAUCUCAUUAUUGUUACGGUACUGCCUGUUGCAUGUCUUUUUGCUAAGAGCCUUUGAGUGUUUGUGUGGAAGCUGAAUCCAAGGUUGCUGUAGCCAUCCAAAGCCUUUCCUUUCGUGAAGGUCAAGGGCAAGGAAGGAUGCAGCAAAGGAAGACUCUUCUACAGAGUUUUGGUUCCUCCUCUCUUCCAGCUGUCAUUUGCAAGUGGUUUGUCUUGACUUUUGCACUACUGUCCUCGGUCCAUGCCUUUCACCCUCCCGGCAUUGCCAGAAGAAGAAUACCUAGUAGUCGGGAAAAGCCACCAUGUCCAACCAAUCGAGAAGUACCACCCCUGCAGGUUGCUUCUUCCAGCAUCACUACGGCCACACUUGGUGGAUUGGGCCGUGGAUUGGGCCGUGAAGGUUUGUCCAAGUAUCAUCAAUCCAUUUUGAGUCGCAUGGCCACGGACCGACAACGUUUCGUGUCGGGCCGCUAUGCCGUGGUGGCCAAAGUGAUUGAACCGCCCAAAUUGAAAUGGCUCCGCAAUAAGAAACAGAGUGCGACGCAAUUGAUGGUCAAUGGAACCGCCGUCGAUUUGAGUUUGGCAUCCUACGAUCGAUUCCAAUGGAUCGAUGACGAAGAACGAGAAGAACUAUACGACAAGUAUACACUGCUCAGUUGGGAACUCAUGGCGGUUAUUGCCGUCAAUAAACCGGGCUACGUUUCCGUCAUGCCGGGAAAUGGCGCGGGAUCCACUUCGGCGUCGUUGCGAUUUCUCGACGAGACACCACGAUGGGAUCGUUGGAAACGAAUGCAGGGAACCGUAUUGGAUGAGUUGGAAGAACAAGUGUGUAGUAGAGAUCGAGUUUGGGUCACUGGAUUCUCCAUCACGGGACGACAUGGAUAUCUCUACAGCAUUGACACCAAUUCGGGUCACAUACAGUCCGUCAACAAGAGAACCGCAAAGUCCUUGUUGUGGCCCAAUGAAGUUGGUCCCGUUCCGGCUCACUUUUUUGACACAAGGACAACAGCAACCAUGGGACAGCAUCGCCAAGGCGAAAUUGUGGACACUUGUUUGGUUUCCUCUGCGGCUGCUACAACUGCCACACAAAAGCCAUUCGUGGAAGACCUGAAGGAUGCUGUACUGGUCAGUGAUGGAUUUCUAGUUCCCGGAAAGGAACGAGGUGGUAUUUAUGUGGUCAAGCAACCAGGAAAUCCAAACACAGAAUGGACUGUAUGUGUCACCGACAAUCAACACAGUGCUGAUCGAUGGUUCUACCACAGAGCGGUCUGGAUAGACUUGACGGGGGACGGGCGCAAGUCCAUUCUAACUGCCAGGGCCAAGUUCCCAUUGGGGAGUUCCAACAACAACAACAACAAUAAACACAGCUAUACUACUGUCAAGAAUGGAAAGGCCGGAAAAACUCGACCCAAGAAACCCACACGUGGAGAGCUGGUUUGUUUGGAGAUGCCAAAGCCAUUCCGAAUAGAUGAAAGGACGGGAACACCUUUGGAAGCAGAUGGUACGAUUUUUGAUCCUCUCAGUGCCAGACACUUGCCUUGGAAAGUUCAUGUCCUCGAUGAAGGACCUGAUGUAAUGUUCAACGUGGUGGAUCUGGAUACUAACGAUGAUACAGUAGAGGUCAUUUCCAGUCAAUUCUUUGGAGAAAAGGUGACACUUCAUUCCAUUCAGAGAGGAGCAACACCCAAGGUGACAUUCCAGCGUACCAUUGAUAAACAAUGCGGGAAAGCAUUUGGUUGCAUUGUGGCUGAUUUGAAUGAGGAUGCAGCCCAGACGACAACUAAUAGAUGUGUCAUUGACGGGGGCAGCACAGUGGAAACGCUUCGACCUGGCGACCCGUUCUCUCACCUUCUUGUGACGAGCCACGAAUGCAGUUUUCGUGAAGAACAGGAACGAAAGAGGAAUGUUUUCACUCGUCAACAUGUCGAUAAAACAGAACGGGUAAAGCCCACGGUUCGUACAAACAGUGCCACGGAUGGUGGGUCGCUGUUUGCUUACCGCGUUCCGGAGAAUUGGAAAACAGACACUUGGAAGAGGUCCACCAUCGCGACUGGUUUCAAAGUCCAAGGCCAACUCAACAACAUGAUCAACCCAGGUGCCCCUGGUUUUGUUUAUACAUUUCAUGCGAGACAGCAAGACAGAAAUGGGCUAGAGAAGAAACGACCUCUGAUAGCAGUAGCUGGCGACUGCGCUGAAUCAGCUUACAUAUUUCGACCAGCCGAGGCCGGUGCUGCUGAUUCGGAUGACGCCGACACAUCAGCCGUGUAUGACCUCAUGUGCGAACUCCAAUGUGGUUCCACUGUGGGGAGCAUCGGUGUUGGCUACGGGGAUUUCUGUGAAACAGAUCUGGAUCAGGAAUCUGGCUACGCCAAGCUGUACAUCCCUUGCUACGAAGAUGACAGAAUUCUGGUCUUUGGUUUGGGAAGUGGUGAAGAAUGAAUUUUGUACAGCCGGAUUCGAUCAUGGCUGAUUUCUGACGAUCUCUUGCGCAAAGAAAACGAUCGAAUCACGGUCAUCGUUGCUGUCACCGGGGCAGCACUUUGGGCAUUUCUGCAGCAGUGCGUGAGGUACCGUUCCAGUAUGAAUCGAUACCUGGUACAUCGUCGCCCCAGACAAAAACCUUCCUCCACCAAGAACGCGCAAAAGGCAAGCUUAAGAGGCGGCCCAUAUCUUCUUUGAGUACAAUCACACCGUUGUUCUCGUCUCUAGCAAUGCACUGAUACCGGUACCAUCAAGAACGUUGGAGUGAAACCAUCACGAACUAACGUUAUUUGACAGUCUGGGUUUUGCUUCUUCAACGAAAACUUGGGGCGAAAGACCAGAUCUAGUAAAGUCUGAAGAAAAAUCAAUCCAUACUAUCAUACAAGUAGUCAUCUCGGUCAUUGCGUCGUGCUGUCGUGUCAGUUACUAAUAAUAGGGUAAUCAUACGAUUUUUGCAAAGGGUGACUUUUACUGAAACAGGUCGCCAACUGCCAAAUCGCUAUGGUAACCCAAUCAAUUGAAACUAAGAUAUCAAUUCAUUGUUGCCGUGAGGAGGAUGCAACCUCUUCCUGAGUGAUAAGCGUUUAAAAUAAAUCUCUUCAAUUCCU